Molecule: messenger RNA, 4542 nt
Organism: Cyclospora cayetanensis
Lineage: Eukaryota; Apicomplexa; Conoidasida; Eucoccidiorida; Eimeriidae
Exons: 17
Coding region: 1-4542 (1513 amino acids)
Biological process (GO): mismatch repair
Cellular component (GO): nucleus
Molecular function (GO): ATP-dependent DNA damage sensor activity; ATP binding; mismatched DNA binding
Source: RefSeq, a predicted model, not a curated record
AUGGCGCCUAUAGGUUCUUCUGCAGCAUGCUGGGCUCCCUCCGGAGUUGCACAUCCAUAUAUUAGGAGAUAUUUCGCCCAAACUUUGAAGCCUAUCGUUGUAGGCGCUAAGGCCGGCACCACCCCUCGAAUAUCUCACGCUUCAACUUCCCGCCAGUCUGGACCGCUCGGCAAGCCCUCUCGACGUGCUUUCAGUGCAUUCUGCCAAGCAGCGACUGUACCAGCCCUCACCGUUACCGUUACCACCAGCAGCGCAGCUACACGCUGUUCCGCCGCAGCAGCGCUGGCAGCCGUGACAGCGAAAACAGCCCACGAAAGGGUCUCCUCAGGGGCCCCACUGGUUUCGAGCGUCUUCCUCUCCCGCCUUGCCCGCCUGGGGAGGCCCCUGGCUAAGCGCCUCCUGCCGCAGCUUUCCUUCAGCAACCCCCUCAUGCUGCCUGAGGGAGUCGGUAUGACCGCACUUAUGCAGUUCGUGGAGAAGCAGAAGGUCCUACACAAGGACCAUGUCAUCCUUACCCAAGUUGGUGACUUCUACGAGGCUUACGGCGUGGAUGCGGUUAUGCUCGUCGAAUUCUGUGGACUUAACCCCAUGGGGGGGAAGCCAAAGGCGGGGUGCCCUAAAGGGAGCGUUCAGGCAGUGCUGGACUGCUUGACAGCCGAGGGGUUGACUGUUAAUGUAUACGAAGAGCUGCCAGUGCCCCCUGGCCUCGGCUCAAGGGCCUUGUUGCUACGCACGCUGAAAACACGCGUGUUAACGCAGGUGGUGUCUCCUGCAGCGCCUCUCUUUCUCCCAUCGCACCUGUCGCUAUUCCAAGGCGAGAUCGGAGCCAACACCAGCGACUCCCUGCCCAUCUUUUCUCUCUACUUCUCGCCGUCUCUGGGGUUCUGCUGCGGCGAGAUAUACGUGGAAGAGAGGCGGAUGCACGUGGAGGGAGGCCUCACUGCUGAAGGGGCACGCACGAAGAUUGAUGCAGCGCUUGCGGCAACAGGAAGCGUUCCUGCCUCGAGUGGCAUGCUCUGCGGAAGCAGCGACAGCAGCUUCCACCGGGCAGUUCUCCGGGAAGUUGCAUCUUCGCUCAGCCUUUCGCCACAGGAGUUCGCUGUGUCUUCGAGCGCAAGGAGCUAUCGAGGCUACUGGGGAGCUCCUGGGAGAGCUCCCCACCCCCUCCCCACGGCAACAGCCUCUCAACUAGGGCUCUUAAGCUCAGUGGAGCAUCACUCGCAGUCUGCAGCGUCUAUUUCUGCCUCCUUGGUGCCUCCUCUUCAUAAGGCCGUCUUGCCACCCAAUGCGCCUGCAGGAGCUGCCAGAUUCCUACAGAGGCUGCUGCUGCUGCCGCCUCCGCCGGCCGUCGCUGAUGCCAUGCAGCAGCUGCUAAAACAGCUGCUGCUUCUCAGCGUCACUCCCUCGAAGCCCUAUGCGUCGAAGAACUCCGAGCAGAGAGAUGCGCCGCCUCUGCAGGCGGAGCAUGCGGAGAUGCAACAGCAGGAGCAGCUGCUGAUGCCGUCUGGAAAGAUUCCGCAUAUUGGGAAGGUUGCGCAGCUCAUCUCGACACGCAAGGCGAAUAGAGUGCUGUUUGCGGAGUUGCUGGGCCUGCUGCACCCCGCGGCUUACUGCCUUGAGGCCUAUCCGCAGCAGCUUCUCCAGCCGCUUUUUCUGCUGCUGCAACACCAGACGCAGCAGCGAAUCGAGCAAGACACUCUGCGGCGCGAAGUGAAGGAGGCGGCUCAACGCAUUUCGCGAGUCAUUUACCAAGAUCCCGAGGCUCAUGAUCGAGCAGCAGACGCGAUGGCACUUGCUGCUGCUGCCGCUGCGGCUGCCGCUCGGCGCGUGGAGGCGGGGCACACUCUAGACGGAUCCGGGGAGGCUGCUGCAGCUUCUGCUGCCGCGGCAGCGGCAGCCGCAGCUAGCUCGGCUGCAACGCAGUGCCGUAGAGCAGCAGCAGCUGCGAGUCACGAAGCUGAGUCCAGCACUGGAGGCAUCCUCACAGCCCUUGAAGAAUUCUAUCAGCGAUCCGAGUCUUUUCGGUGCCAUGUCCAGCCGGAACUGGUUGCGGCGCCUCUCAUCCGCGUUGCUUUAGCGGCAGACGAUCUCCUUGUCGCCGUGCUCAGAGAUUUUACGGGGGUGUCUCUUCCCUCCCUCCCGCCUCUGGCGGGAGUUUUGACGGGCCGAGUCACAGCGCAAGAGGUCUUGCAGGAGGCCGUACAGUCGAGCCUCCAGGGGAGCAAUUCGGAAACUUUCUUAGACCCCACAGAGCAUGCAGCCGUCAAAGCGGCUCCGAAGGAGGCCCCUGAGGAGGCUCCUACGGCAUCGCCACUGGAGCUGAAGGGAAUUUCUGUCGCAAAGGGUUUGCAUUUAGUUUUAGUGCUGCGGGAUCAGCGGCAGCGGCAGCUGCGGGAGCUGCAGCAGCAGCAGCCGCGGCUCAUGGCGGCGCUGCAACGGUGGCUCACCGCAGACGCGUUAAACGACAUUGUUUACUUGAAGAAACACAAGCCUCCCCUUGCAGGCGUCGCUGCAGCAGCAGCAAGCAAAGAAGCAGUGGAGCUCACAGUGCCUUCCAAUGCUCCAGAGGCUCCUAAGGUACGACAUGCGCCUGCCUCCUUAAGAGAGAGAUCUGCUUGCUCCCCCGCCUUUGUACAGACAAGCCACGUUGGGCUUGAGAAGGAAGCUGGGAAAGCUGGGAAAGAUGGAGAGGAUCGGAAUCGUCGUGUGCUGACAGGCUGCUGGAGCACCCCUGCAGUCAUGGCAGCCGUUCGGCAGUACACUGCAAGCUGCGCAGCUGCAACGGCGGAAGUUCGAAAGCAGAUAGAAAGCCUCAGCGCCUCUCUGCAGCCGCUUUUGCCCGCCAUUAUCCAGGCAGCCCAUCUCACCUCCAUUCUGCAGGCAGCUGGGCACCAUGCUGCAUUUGCCUGCAGCAACGGUUGGAAUUUGCCGGAGUUGCGUAAUGACGGGGGCAUGGCUCUGCAAGUUCGAGAUCUGACACCCUACUACCUCCCUCGCAGCAACCUCAGCAGCACUGGCAGCAGCUCUUCCAGCAACGCCAGCCUUGCUACCGAUUCUGUGGACACACAAAGUGCUCUUGAGCCCCUUCACGCUUCCAGAGGCGCGUCUAGCGUCUCCUUCGAUUUGAAUGGCUUGUUUCUACUGACGGGGGAAAACAUGGCUGGCAAGAGCACUCUGUGCAGGUCCACGCUUGCCCUGACGCUUCUAGCGAAUGCAGGUCUGUUCUGCCCCUGUGGGAGCGGCACGAAGGUGCCUCGGUACUCUGCCUUCCUGUCCUCUUCCUGCAUUGCGCACGAUUCGCCUUUAGAGAACAAGUCCUUCUUCGUGUUCGAGUCUCAGCAGCUCAAAGCUGUUCUCCAACAGACUCUGGAUAGCACAAGUCCUCAUGGAAAUCCUGCUGGAGCCGUGGGCUGCCCUAAGGAGGAAUUAUCAGAGACACACGCGGAGGGAGAGAACAAGGCUACUGCAGAGCGUGGGAGCAGCACUACAGCCAAUACACACGGAGUAACUCCAUCAAACUCGAAGACUGCCGAGCAGGGAGAAGCACGGAAGAGCAUCGGAGAAGCAGGACGCUUUGCGCGGAGCUUCCUUAUCUUAGAUGAGCCCUGCAAAGGCACUGCCCCCAACUGCGGAGCAGCGCUGUUGGGGUCUGUCUUAGAGUCCUUGGCUGACGUAAGGGCCCAGGGUAUUAUUUCGACGCACCUUCACCAGCAACUCUCAGCCCUCCCUCUCUCGCUGCCUCCCGCAGCUGUGUCGUUCAAGCAAAUGAAGAUCUGUCGGAGGCAGAAGGCUUCAGGGAAAACAGAACACAAGAAGCGGCCGCUGAAGCAGGAGGAGGAUGCGGCACCAAAAAACGCAGCAGAGGAGCACGAUGCAGCCUGGUUAGAUAAUACAUCGGACUGCGAUCUUUUCGCGAACGAGGAUGAAUGGGAUUAUGAACUGGCGGACGGCAUUUGCAGUGAUUCGAAUGCGCUGCAUGCGGCAGAAAAGGCCGGCAUCCCCCAAACGGUUCUCCAGAGGGCGAAGGCACUCAGACGGUAUUUCCACCCAGACGCUGAGCACACUGAAGAGCAAGCCCAACUGGACCCUCCUCCGGCGUGGGCUAGUUCCGCUUGCGUCUACGUGCUUGUUGCGUUAGAGAGGACGACAGCUGCACUUAUUGGCGAGUGUCAUGCUCAGCACAUUGGUGCUGAUGCAGCUAGACGUUUGGAUUCAGUCAGCUCGCAGCAAGCCGCUCUUGCACGCUUCGAGCAAUUUGAAACACCUGGGGAAAUCGCAGCGAGGGCCAGGGAGGGGCCUCCUAAGACCCCCACGACUCCACCCCUGUUCGGAUCAUAUCGCGUGUAUGUCGGAGAGAGCGAACGUGUCUGCGAACGCUUGAAGCGCCACCGUGCAGCUUCUCAGUGGUCAUCCGCUUUGGCCUUGGUGCUGAGAACCCCAGGUAAAAGCGAGGCCCGAAAAAUUGAAACGGAGACGAUCAGGAGGCUCAUCGGAGACUCUGAAAUUCGUCUCAUGUCAAUAAAGGACGGCAACAGGAGGUAG